AACCUCACUUAUUGCUUUGAUAAACAUACAAAAGGAGUAUAUGAAAAUAAUUGCUCAAAAUGGCAAGUAUCUUGACUAAGAAAGUGUUGAGUGAUGAAAUAAAUGUAGGUGAUUUUUUGAAGUGGUUGGAAGAAUUGCAUAUCGAGAACACAAAGUACCAGGAAUUGAGUGAAUUAUGUUCCCAGAAGGAUUUUGUUACAUAUUUUCUCAACUCACUCCAUGAGCUUUCUACAAGAGAUCAAUCAUCAGAAUUACCUACAAAAUCUAAAAUUCGAAAUAACUCCAGUGAUAAUUCUAGAAUAAAUCGUUCUCUAUUCAAUGGAUCACAUGCACAACUCAACACAACAAUUAACUCAUCUCACUCUUCGCAAAGUACACUUAAUUCGACUUGCACUACAAGCACUCCAAAACAUAAUAAAUCACUAAGUUUUGAUAAGAAUUAUUCUCCAAUUCACACAAACUCAAUACAAGGAAAUACAUCUUCAAAUAAGAAUUAUUCUCCAAUUCACACAAACUCGAUACAAGGAAAUACACCUUCAAAUGGUUCCUCUUUCUGUUUGGGAGAUUUCAUUGUUAAAAGCAAAAAAAAUAGUUCGAAGAAAAAAUCGAAUAAGAAAGCAAACACUACCUCUGACGUAGUGGAUAAUAAAACUUUCAAGAAACUCAAACCGACAAAUUUGAAUGAUAGUAGGUUCAACUCAAUAGAUCUCAAAAGUGGAAAUUCUUACAAUUUCCAAAAUAAUAUAGAAGAAGUUUCCCGAGAAAGUGUGAACCGCGAUUUCAUGACGAGGGAAAUAUCUUAUUCUAAGAAUAAGAGGAUGGACAACAAUGUUCGGGAAUUAUCUCAUUCUAGGAAUAAGAGAACAGAAGAUGAUGCUUGUGAAUUAUCUAGUGAAAAACCUGGAAGGAAGAUCAACAAAGAAAAAAAUACAAAUCCAAAAAAUGUUAGAUACAAAAAAGAAAUCGAGAAGAUAGCUACUAUUUAUGAGUUUUUAUUGAAAAAUGGUUUAGUUCUCAGUUUGGCUGGAGAGCUGUAUUUUAUUAUAACUUUAGUUGCAAGCAAAAGUUUCUGUGAUAUAGAAUGUGAUGAAGAUGAUAUAUCUUAUGAAGGUGUUAAGUUUGAUGUGAUUUUUAAUAAUUCAGACAGAAUCACUCUUUUUGCUUCUUUUGUGUUAGAAAGAGUGUUUUAUUUACUGAAAUCUCUAGAUAAAAACACAUUGAGAUACUUAUGUGAAAAUGAAGGCAUCAAAACAUACUCACCGCAGUUGAUCGAAAAACUUGAGGCACUAACAGAGGAAAAAGCAGAAUGUAACUUGAAUUUGUACAGUUCUAAUGGAAAAAACAAUAUAUGCUUCGUUUUGGAGACAGAUAACCAAAGCAAUUUCCCAUCAGAUGGAUCUUUCCAAGGUUUUAAAAAACAGAGAGAUAUGUUUUAUGAAAUUUUGAGAUUAUGGGAGAGUAAUCACAUGCAACCUCACUGGGACUUUGAUUUAUCUCUGGGGAAGAAGGUGAGAAGUCUUGUCGCUUACCACAAUGACUCUGUGAAUUUUAUGAGGCUCUCUAGGCUUUUUAUGGAACAAUUGCUGAAUGCAUCCAGCAAUAAGGGGUCAAGCAGCGACAAAAAUUCUGACCUGCUUUCAUCUUUUUCCAACUUGGACAAAGCCAAAAUCGACAGGUUAAAGAACAGACUGAUGAAAAAAACCACUAACGGAAUCAACAGCGCUCCGGAUUUCUGCGGGUAUCAAGAAUUUUUCAGAAGUUUCAUUGUAUCAUCGAACAAUCCAAUCUUUUUGAGACACUUGUGCAACGUUUUCAUUUCUGAAAUUGUAGAAUUGAAUGGGACAACUUUCGAUAUCUUGGACACUGGAUCAGACGAGAGCGAAACAGAGUUCGACACAAAAAAGGCUUUUGUGUCGUGCCUGAAAUCGUUGAAGACGUUGGCGAAAUUUUUGGGUUAUAUCGAAUCGAUGCCUUACAAAAAUGAUAAUACUUAUUCAUUAGAACUGAUGACAUUCCAAAUCAAGAUUCGCAAUCAGGUAAAUCCGAACUUGAACAUACAAAAACUGCUUGAAGAUUCAAUAUGUUCGGGAAGUCUCACCCUUCUGGUCCCUUGGCUCUGUGAAUAUCUCUCCAUGUUGGAUACGGUUACUUUAAGAACGAAAUAUUACACUGAAGUCAUCCACAGUAUGAUCAAUUUGUACAGAAGUUUUGUCCGGAACGAUGCAAGUCUCCCUUUCUAUAAUUCCCUGUUGAUUAAAUUCUCCUUAGGAUGGUUUUUCGAGCUGAAUAACUUCCCUCAACACAUUUUCUUCGAAAAAUUGAAUGAUAACAGGUCAAAAGUUCAAAGAUGUAUCGGUCUUGACCGACUUAGCAUUGUCGACAACAAUAUAUUGUAUAUUUUUUGCCCUUUUCUUGAAGAAUUCAGAAAAUUGGUCGCCAACGAGACCACUGUCAAAGAUCGUAUAACAUCUCGACAUAUAACCCCUUUGAGUAAAGUAGAAUCCGCUAAAGAAUCAAUCAAGAAGAAAAUUGAGAAAUCACAGGUGCAACUCGAAGAGACAUUCUUCAAUGGCCAUCCAAGUUCUCUGAAGAAAACAGUUGAUUUUGUGGCUGAGAGAGUUGCAUCGACCUGCGUUAAGCACCUGUGUUACACUGUUGUUCCCGAGUAUAAAAAAGACUUCAUCGGACAGUUGAAGACGAAACUGAACGAAUGUUUUUUGGAAUCAAGAACGAAUGAGGCUGAAUUGCAAAGUAGAGGUACAAGAUUAGCAGAAGAAAAUAUGAGUGUUUUGAGGACUUUAUGUGACAAAGAAGUGAAUAAAAUUAUUGAGAGUAGAAUCAGGACUUCGAUCAUAGCGUUGUUGCCAAUGGACUACUUGCCCCAAAUGCAGAAUAUUUGUGUUUCCGCAGGAGAACGGAUGUGCCAGGAGAAAGUGCAACAGUGGGCAUCCACACAUAUCGUUAUAGGCCUUUUGAUGAAGGAAGUAAGAGCAGAAAUCAGGAAUCUCGUGGAAUCUGCUAAUAAUAUAGGAAAAACAAAGCCAUCCUAUGCUUUACCACCUAGCGGUAAUGAUAUUAUACAUGACCAAAGCGCAGAAACUGGACCACAUACCCUCAAUGAGAUAAGGUACAUAACGGCAUGUCUGUUAACCAAUCCGAAAGGAAUUCCAAAGGAAAAAGUAAUCGAAAUCCUGAGUGAUGUUCAUAAGACUGUAACAGCACGGUGCGAUCUCAAUGAAAUGGUCAUUGUAAUGCUCUGUUCCCAACUCAUCGAUUUGAUGAUGCUCAUGGUUUCAUGUCAACCAUCGACGUUUCUGGCCACAAAAGAAUAUUUCUUGAAAAUAUGGAAACUGAACGUGGACAAAUCGAACGAGCUGUUCGAAGGUUUGAUCAGCUUGAAAAAUUUCAAAGUUAUCAAAAAGUACGGUAAAGUUGAGGAAUCUCUGAGCGUUAAAGCGAAGAUUUGCGUGGACCUCAUAAUGGAAAACCUCAUAACGUGCCAAUAUUUCGAAUACCAGUGCAUGGGAUUGUUCAAGAACGAGUUAGACGGUGACAUCUUGAAAGUCGUGACUUUAUUUUUCAAGAAAUUCGUUGACGCAUACAAGGAACGAAGCAAAUCCAGCGAGUUCACCUAUUUGUUAGAAUUUUUAUCCGACUAUUGUAUUGACCUGUGAAUAAUUCGAUGGAAAAAUGAUCUAGUUUAAUGUUAUUUAUUACCCGUAUAUGUUAUUUGAAAUUUUAUUCUUUGUACACGUGAUCGCUUAUUUCGUAAAAUAAAUUUUAAAAUUUU
Messenger RNA from Coccinella septempunctata (seven-spotted ladybird), 3790 nucleotides. RefSeq names its product codanin-1 (gene dlt). The coding region runs from base 60 to 3674 and encodes 1204 amino acids. The transcript is spliced from 11 exons. NCBI's taxonomy places the organism in Eukaryota, Metazoa, Arthropoda, Insecta, Coleoptera, Coccinellidae. Gene Ontology annotation, cellular component: nucleus. Gene Ontology annotation, biological process: chromatin organization. The record is from RefSeq and is a predicted model, not a curated record.